Xylaria bambusicola is the source of this 1761-nucleotide messenger RNA. Its product is annotated as cellobiose dehydrogenase. Bases 1 to 1761 code for a protein of 586 amino acids. Gene Ontology annotation, molecular function: oxidoreductase activity, acting on CH-OH group of donors; flavin adenine dinucleotide binding. The transcript is spliced from 10 exons. NCBI's taxonomy places the organism in Eukaryota, Fungi, Ascomycota, Sordariomycetes, Xylariales, Xylariaceae. The record is from RefSeq and is a predicted model, not a curated record.
AUGUAUCACCAGCGAAGGCUCGCACGCGCUUCUGCGGCAGUCUCCGCCCUGCUCUUCUUCCAGCCAUGCAUCGCACGUGCUACCAUCGAGCUGGCUGCUCCAGCUGCCGUUUGCUCUAACGUGACAUCAAACCAGGCAUACGACUACAUCAUUGUAGGCUCUGGAGCUGGCGGGAUUCCAUUGGCAGAUCGGCUCACAGCCGCGGGUCACACCGUUCUCCUAAUUGAAAAGGGACCACCCUCGACUGGUAUCUGGGGUGGUACCAUGAAACCUGCAUGGCUCAGUCAGACCUCGCUAACACGCUUCGAUGUGCCUGGCCUCGCGAACGAGGUCUGGUUUAACCCGACGGGCGUGGUAUGCACGGAUGUAGACCAGAUGGCCGGGUGCGUUCUCGGUGGCGGCGUCGCGGUGAAUUCAGGAUUGUGGUGGAAACCGCAUCCUGCCGAUUGGGACUAUCUCUGGCCGCAAGGAUGGAAAAGCGAGGAUUUGGCCGCGCCUACGGACCGAGUGUUCGAACGCAUUCCCGGCACGACGACCCCGAGUACGGAUGGGAAACUAUAUCUCCAACAAGGGUUUGAUAUGAUGACGAGUGGUCUGAAUGCGAGUGGUUGGAAGUAUGUCGUCCCCAACGACCAUCCCAAUGAGAAGAAUUUUACGUACGGCCAUGCUACUCACAUGUUCUCGAAUGGAGAAAGGGGCGGCCCCUUAGCAACCUACUUAGUGUCGGCUAGCAAACGUAAGGAAUUUACCCUGUGGAUGAACACUACGGCAAAGCGAGUAGUGCGCACAGGUGGUCGGGCCACGGGUGUCGAAAUCGAAUGCAGCCCGAAUGCAGAUGGGCAUGCUGGCGUAGUGUCAGUAACCCCGGGUACUGGCCGCGUGAUCUUAUCAGCUGGUGCUUUUGGAACGGCCAAAUUACUUUUCAGAAGUGGGAUUGGACCAACCGAUCAGCUCAACAUCGUUAAGAAUUCCAAGGACGGCCCCACGAUGACCUCGUCGGACUCGUGGAUUAAUCUCCCAGUUGGGUACAAUCUAGAUGACCAUGUCGGCACUGACAUCGAAGUUACCCACCCUAGUGUUGUAACCUAUGACUGGCACGGCGCUUAUGUCAAGCCUGUAGCCAGCGAUGCAGAGGCAUAUCUAGCGAAUCGCACCGGCAUCCUGACACAAGCUGCGCCCAAUCUGGGUCCCAUCUUCUGGGAAAUCAUCCCGGGGGCAGAUGGUGUUGAAAGGCAUCUGCACUGGCAGGCGCGUGCCGACGGCAUAACACGAAACUCUAUGACCAUCACGCAAUAUCUUGGCACGGGCGCGAAGUCACGCGGGCGCAUGGUUAUCACCGCUGCGCUGAACACCCGCGUCGCCGUCGCUCCGUACCUCAUUGAUGCCGGCGACAAGGCAGCCGUCAUCAAGGGCUUAGAAAAUUUGCAGCGAUAUUUCGCGUCCAUCCCGAACUUGACGUGGCUCCGGCCCGGGCCGAAGCAAGAUGCCACGACGUUCGUGAACUCGAUCCCUGCAACCACCGCGUUCCGCUGCUCGAACCACUGGGUCGGGACGGCUAAGAUAGGGCUGGAUGAUGGGCGCAAGAACAACGGCACCGCGGUGGUCGACACUGAUACUAAGGUCUACGGUAUGGACAACCUGUUCGUUGUCGACGCGUCUAUCUUCCCUGGCAUGAUGACGGGUAAUCCGUCUGCUAUGAUCGUAAGCGCGUCUGAAUAUGCCGCGGAUCGUAUCCUUGCUCUGAAGGCGAGUGCGUCUUAG